Molecule: messenger RNA, 2720 nt
Organism: Oryza brachyantha (malo sina)
Lineage: Eukaryota; Viridiplantae; Streptophyta; Magnoliopsida; Poales; Poaceae
Product: protein transport protein SEC23-like
Exons: 12
Coding region: 139-2493 (784 amino acids)
Biological process (GO): endoplasmic reticulum to Golgi vesicle-mediated transport; COPII-coated vesicle budding; COPII-coated vesicle cargo loading
Cellular component (GO): endoplasmic reticulum exit site; COPII vesicle coat
Molecular function (GO): GTPase activator activity; zinc ion binding
Source: RefSeq, a predicted model, not a curated record
GCCAAAGCCGCGACGAGAGACAAGACGCCCGGGCACGCGCAGGCGCACCACCACCACCUCCCCCUCCGAUCUGCUCGCUGCCCCGUCCCCUCUCCGGCUGCCGCUCGCUGCGCGCGUCCCCCCCCCCCCCUACCGGUCAUGGCGGCCGAUCCCUCCGCGGCGGCGGCCGACCCCGACGGCCCCGACGCCGUCCGCCUGACCUGGAACGCCUGGCCGCGCUCCAAGGUGGAGGCCAGCCGCUGCGUCGUGCCGCUCGCUGCCGCGAUCUCGCCGGUCCGCUCGCCCGAGUCGCUCGCCUCGCCGCCGCUCCCGUACCCGCCGCUCCGCUGCAAGCCCCCUUGCUCCGCGCUCCUCAACCCCUUCGCCCGCGUCGACUUCGCCGCCAAGAUCUGGAUCUGUCCGCUCUGCUUCUCGCGCAACCACUUCCCGCCGCACUACGCCGCCAUCUCCGAGUCCAACGUCCCCGCCGAGCUCUUCCCGCAGUGCUCCACCGUCGAGUACGUCGUCGCCGGCGCCCCGGGCCACCAGGGCGGCUCGCCCGCGCCGCCGCCGCCGGUCUUCCUCUUCGUCAUCGACACGUGCGUCAUCGAGGAGGAGCUCGAGUACGUCAAGAUGUCCAUGCGGAAGGCCGUCGCGCUCCUGCCCGAGCACGCGCUCGUCGGCCUCGUCACCUUCGGGACGCAGGUGCAUCUGCACGAGCUCGGAUUCUCCGAUCUCAGCAAGAUCUACGUAUUCCGGGGGACCAAGGAGAUCUCCAAGGAGCAGAUUUUGGAUCAGCUUGGGUUGGCCGGUGCGGGGCGUCCGGGUUUCCCCAAGAUGCCUCAGCAGCCAGGCGGACCUCAGAUCAACGGAAUGCAUCCCCCGCCGACGGCUGGGGUGAAUAGGUUCUUGCUCCCGGUGUCAGAAUGCGAAUGCACGCUCAGCACGUUGCUGGACGAGUUGCAGCCUGACCAGUGGCCAGUGGAGACGGGGAACCGUGCGAUCCGGUGCACGGGUGUUGCGUUGAGUGUGGCAGCUGGCUUGCUUGGCGCUUGUAUGCCUGGGACUGGUGCAAGGAUCAUUGCGCUUCUUGGUGGGCCGUGCACGGAGGGUCCUGGAAUGAUUGUGUCAAAAGAUUUGUCAGAGCCAGUUAGAUCGCAUAAGGAUCUUGAUAAGGAUGCAGCUCCUCACUUCCAAAAAGCUGUCAAAUUUUACGAUGGCCUUGCCAAACAAUUGGUCAGUCAAGGCCAUGUCUUAGACGUUUUUGCAUCCGCUCUUGAUCAGGUUGGGCUUGCCGAGAUGAAGGGCUCUAUUGAGAGAACAGGUGGCCUUGUUGUCUUAUCUGAAAGCUUUGGGCAUUCAGUAUUUAAGGAUUCCUUUAAACGUAUUUUUGAGGGGGGUGAACAGUCUCUCGACCUUUCAUUCAAUGGCACGCUUGAAAUAAACUGUUCGAAGGACAUUAAGGUUCAAGGUAUUAUUGGACCAUGUACAUCUUUGGAAAAGAAAGGAGCACUUUGCGCUGACACAGUUGUUGGUCAAGGAAAUACAACAGCAUGGAAAAUGUGUGGUCUUGACAGGAAUACUUCAUUGACAGUAUUUUUUGAUGUCUCACCGAGUGAGCGGUCAAGCCAACCAGGACAUCAAAAUCCCGAGCUGUAUAUACAAUUUGUAACAAGUUACCAACACCCAGAAGGACAAAUGAGGAUUAGAGUUAGUACUAUAUGCAGAAAAUGGGUGGAUGGAUCUACCAACACUGAGGAAUUAGUCGAGGGUUUUGACCAGGAAACUGCAGCUGUUGUGUUGGCAAGAUAUAUUUCUUUGAAAAUGGAAAUGGAGGAAGAGUUCGAUGCAACACGGUGGCUUGAUAGAUCUCUCAUACGGCUUUGUUCAAGAUUUGGGGAUUAUCGGAAGGACGAUCCAUCUUCAUUUAGCCUGCAUUCAAAUUUCUCUUUGUUCCCUCAGUUUAUGUUUAAUCUACGGCGUUCACAAUUUGUUCAGGUUUUCAAUAACAGUCCAGAUGAGACAGCUUAUUUCCGGAUGUUACUCAACCGUGAGAGUAUCACUAACUCGGUUGCCAUGAUUCAGCCAUCAUUAAUUUCGUUUUCUUUUGAUUCGCCUCCAUCUCCUGUAUUCCUCGAUGUGGCAUCAAUAGCAGCAGAUCGUAUACUGCUACUUGAUGCAUACUUCAGUGUUGUCAUCUUCCAUGGUAUGACAAUUGCACAGUGGAGAAACAUGGGUUAUCAGAAUCAACCUGAGCAUCAGCAAUUUGCACAAUUAUUGCAAGCUCCUCACGAGGAGGCUCAGAUAAUAAUUAAAGGACGAUUUCCUGUUCCAAGACUAGUUGUCUGUGACCAACAUGGCUCACAGGCAAGGUUCUUGUUGGCGAAGCUGAACCCAUCGGCCACAUAUAACUCAGCGCAUGACGUUCCUCCAGGUUCCGACAUCAUAUUCACGGAUGAUGUUAGUUUCCAGGUCUUCUGUGAGCAUCUUCAAAGGCUGGCAGUUCAGUCGUAAGGACACAUGUAUGCAAAGUUGUACACCCUAUUUGAUAGCUAUAUUUACCGGGUUGGUAGGUCUGAGUUGUGGGAGAUUUCUGCUUUCCUUUUUUUGACCCCAUGUGUUCUUACAUUGUGUCAGGUUUUCCGACAUUAGACAAUUUUUUCGGGAAAUAAUCUUCAAAGCAUGUAUAAGUUGUCCCCAUAAUAUUAUUAUCCAUCAUAUAUACUUAUAUAAAUAUCGAC